UUCAAGAUGGAGUCUGCGCCUUAUUUUGUAGCUUUCCACCUACAGUAAUCAUAAUAUGGCAAAUUAUAUCAGUGAUUUUUAAAGUUCUGAGUUUGAGAAGUUCAUUCUUUCUUUGCUUCUCGUCAAUCUGUUUGGGAUUUGAAUAUAGGUAUUUGAUGAAAAGAGAGGUUAUUUGCUAAAAAUCUUGUCUACUGAAACAUCCAGCUAGGUAGCGAUCGGUUAAGUGGUUGGAAUGUUCAUAAACGUUCUAUUAAUUCGGAGAUCGAUAUGACGUUGAGAGAGUUAAAGGUUUGCCUUCUUGGGGACACUGGGGUUGGAAAGUCAAGCAUUGUUUGGAGGUUUGUGGAGGACAACUUUGACCCUAACAUUAAUCCAACUAUUGGGGCAUCCUUCAUGACAAAGACCGUGCAGUAUCAAAAUGAGCUUCACAAAUUUCUCAUCUGGGACACUGCAGGGCAAGAGAGAUUCCGUGCGUUGGCGCCAAUGUACUACAGAGGCUCUGCGGCAGCCAUCAUUGUUUAUGACAUCACUAAAGAGGACUCGUUCCAGACGUUAAAGAACUGGGUGAAGGAGCUUCGUCAGCACGGCCCGCCCAACAUCGUGGUAGCCAUCGCUGGCAACAAGUGUGACCUAUCCGAUGCCAGGGAGGUCUCGGAGAAGGAUGCCAAGGACUACGCCGACUCCAUCCACGCCAUCUUUGUGGAGACCAGCGCCAAGAACGCCAUUAACAUCAAUGAGGUCUUUAUAGAGAUAAGUCAACGGAUCCCUGUCCUAGAUGCAGGGGGAGGGGCUGCAGGGAAUGGCUUCAAACUGCGCCGGCGGCCCUCAGAGACCCGGACCCGGACCUGCUGCUGAUGCUGCCAGUGAUUCCUGACCGUAGUCCCCACAUUCACCCUUGACCCCUGACCCUUCUCUGCUUGCAGCCUCCAUAAUCCCCCCCCCCCCUAACCACAGACCUGCGUCACAGAGACCUGGGAGCUGUAAAUUCCACUCCUCCAUCAGGAAACCCUGAUUACUACCGCCAUUGCGUCCUGCGACUAAUGCUACACUGUAAAGAGAGAGCAGCCGAGCAAAUUACAGUUCACUGGGAUAUAUGACCAUAUCUCAUCGUUCAAUGCGGCUAACUUUGGCUCAGUUAUUGUGAAGCUGUAGCCUUGUGUUGUUAAUGCCUAUCUGGAGCCCAAAAGAUUCAAAUGAAGUCCACAGCCUUUAAAGGCGCUGUAUUUGUCGUGCAGCAUUUACAGUGAUAUGACCUCUGCAGAAGUCAGGGCAUUUUAUUAUUCUUGCUCUUAACCAAGCAGCACAGAGCUGUUGUGAAGGAAGUUGUCAAGGUAGUGAGUUUGUGUUUAUGCAGGACCUCCCGCCCACUCCUACCGUCAACCAAUCAUGUCACUGCGGAGUUAUACGGAGCACUCUGUAUUGUUACAAAAUUUGAGAUGCGCACAGUGAUGUGGUGUGGAGCUGAAUUGUGUCACACCAUCCUGACGGUGAAUCCGACUACAUUUUUGGAUUAAGCAUAAAUUGGAUCUCAGUAUUUAGCCUUUAGGUUCGCCAAGUAGGUCUAUGGCAGCUAUUCUUUAGGUUCGCCAAGUAGGUCUAUGGCAGCUAUUCUUUAGGUUCGCCAAGUAGGUCUAUGGCAGCUAUUCUUUAGGAUCGCCAAGUAGGUCUAUGGCAGCUUUUCUUUAGGAUCGCCAAGUAGGUCUAUGGCAGCUAUUCUUUAGGAUCGCCAAGUAGGUCUAUGGCAGCUAUUCUUUAGGAUCGCCAAAUAGGUCUAUGGCAGCUAUUCUUUAGGAUCGCCAAGUAGGUCUAUGUGUAACGGAUGUGAAACGGCUAGCUUAGUUAGCGGUGUGCGUUAAAUAGCGUUUCAAUCGGUUACAUCACUUGCUCUGAGACCUUGAAGUAGUAGUUCCCCUUGCUCUGCAAGGGCCGCGGCUUUUGUGGAGCGAUGGGUAACGAUGCUUCGAGGGUGACUGUUGUCGUUGUGUGCAGAAGGUCCCUGGUUCGCGCCCGGGUAUGGGCGAGGGGACGGUUUAAAAUUAUACUGUUACAUUGAUGCUGUUGAUCCGGAUUACUGGUUGCUGCGGAAAAAGGAGGAAGGUCAAAAGGGGGGUGAGUGUAACGGAUGUGAAACGGCUAGCUUAGUUAGCGGUGUGCGCUAAAUAGCGUUUCAAUCGGUUACGUCACUUGCUCUGAGACCUUGAAGUAGUAGUUCCCCUUGCUCUGCAAGGGCCGCGGCUUUUGUGGAGCGAUGGGUAACGAUGCUUCGAGGGUGACUGUUGUCGUUGUGCGCAGAAGGUCCCUGGUUCGCGCCCAGGUAUGGGCGAGGGGACGGUUUAAAAGUAUACUGUUACAUAUGGCAGCUAUCCUUUAGGUUCGCCAAGUAGGUCUAUGGCAGCUAUCCUUUAGGUUCGCCAAGUAGGUCUAUGGCCUCUAUCUUUAGGUUUGCCAAGUAGGUCUAUGGCAGCUAUCCUUUAGGAUCGCCAAGUAGGUCUAUGGCAGCUAUCCUUUAGGAUCGCCAAGUAGGUCUAUGGCAGCUAUCCUUUAGGAUCGCCAAGUAGGUCUAUGGCAGCUAUCCUUUAGGAUCGCCAAGUAGGUCUAUGGCAGCUAUCCUUUAGGAUCGCCAAGUAGGUCUAUGGCAGUCUCACCCCCCUCCUUGCUGUGUUCACUUCAUCCUCCCGUUUUCCAGAUCUGUGGCUCGUCCAAGCCUAUGGCACCAGAUUCCUAUGUGGCUCUGGUCAAAAGUAGUGCACCUUAUACAGCGACUGUACAAAACAUUAAGAACACCUUCCUAAUAUUGAGUUGUCAGCCUCGUUUCGUUGGGGCAUGGACUCUACAAGGUGUCGAAGGCGUUCCACAGGGAUACUGAUCCAUGUUGACGCCAUUGCUUUCCACAGUUGUGUCCAUUUGGCUGGAUGUCCUUUGGGUGGUGGACCAUUCUUGAUACACACAGGAAACUGUUGAGCGUGAAAAACCCAGCAGCGUUACAGUUCUUGACACAAACCGGUGCGCCUGGUACCUACUACCAUACCCUGUUCAAGCCACUUCAAUCUUUUCUCUUGCCCAUUCACCCUCUGAAUGGCACACCACAGGAGGUUGGUGGCACCUUAAUUUAAGAAGAACAGGAUCGUGGUGGCCGGAGCGUAAUCAGUGGAAUGGUAUCAUGUACAUUAAACACAUGGUCUCCAGGUCUUUGAUGCCAUUCCAUCUGCUCCGUUCCAGACAUUAUUAUGAGCCGUUCUCCCCUCAGCAGCCUCCACUGUGGCACACAGACAAUACAUGUCUCAAGGCUUAAAAAUCCUUUAACCUGUCUCCUCCCCUUCAUCUACACUGAUUGAAGUGGAUUUAACAGGUGACAUCAAUAAGGGAUCACCUGGUCAUUCUCUGUCAUGGAAAGAGCAGGUAUUCCUAAUGAUUUGUCCACUCAGUUUAGAGAAAUGGGGUACCAUCUGAGAGGAAUCCUACAUCUGUCCUGUCCUUGAAGCUUUUCUGUGUGAAUUGUCCCCGAGUGGUCCAAAGCCACAGCAGUUGCUAUGGUUUCCCCAAGUUGUAAGAGCUCCCCUCCCUGCUUUUUUGUAUAUGUCUUGUAAUACUUCUGAAAAGUUUACACAGAUUUUAUUUCCGUUCUUAUCUUGUAAACCUCUACACGGGUCAUGGCAUCAUUGGAUCUGCAGCAUGCAGUGCUUCUUCUCUUGGAACAACCACAUGAUCUAUUUUCCAACAGGAGACUAAAUGAAUGUUCUACACGAAUGUUCUAUUUGUUAAAUUCUGCUAGUGUAAAAGAAGUCAUUGUUCCAUUUUAUUUUUCUUCCCAAAUUUAAGAAGAAACAUCCCCAACUCUAACUCUUGUGAACCAGGUAGAUGAUCAGUCAGGUGCAUGAUGGUAAGUGUAGUUGUGUAGUCUGUUACAUUUUAAGGACCUUCACACAGUGCUUUGCAGCACAGGGCCACGGCAGGUGUUUGCCAAACCGCUUGAUCCCUAAUGGGGGUAAUGUGUGCUUUUUCUGUCAUAUUGUUUCUCCAUUACAAUUUCAGUGCUCAUCAAUAUCAUUGUGUCUCUCAGUGACUGCUUUAGCCUUGACACUUUGGAGGGAAAAUGUGUUUGAUAAAAGGGAUUUUAACUUGGCUGGUUGAUGGUUACCACCGAAAAGGAGUCAUUUUAUUGCUGUCUUCUACAUUGAGGCCUCGUAUCUUAGAGGCCCAGGCUGUUUGAGUGCUGACAAGACUGGCAGUCAGCAAGUGUGCGGUUAUAACUGCUAACGUUUUCCACUUUAAUAGUUGACAGUUGGGGCGGCAGGGUGGCCUAGUGGUUAGAGCGUUGGACUAGUAACCGGAAGGUUGCAAGUUCAAACCCCCUGAGCUGACAAGGUACAAAUCUGUCGUUCUGCCCCUGAACAGGCAGUUAACCCACUGUUCCUAGGCCGUCAUUGAAAAUUAAGAAUUUGUUCUUAACUGACUUGCCUAGUUAAAUAAAGGUAAAACAUUUUUAUUUUUUUAUUUAGCCAAUCGCUGAAAUUCUGUAAAUGAAUUUCCCUGGAGUGCUUGGAGUAUACUGCCAGCCCUUUUACAAGUGUUUUCAUUGCGUUUCAAUGUUUUUGAAAUGGCAUUUGAACUGUUUGUGUUAGUUGGCAACCCCCGUCCGUCUGCGAUCUCUCACUGUUUUUUUUUGUUAUGACCGUUUUACAGGAGAGUGAUUUUGUGAGGUCCUGCCAAUUCUUUAAUUGUCCCAUAAAUUUUUUUUUUUAAAUCAUCGUUCUUUUCUCAUUCCUUUACAGAAUAAGCACUGGCUCGCACAUCCAACAUAGUUUUACUACCUGGCCAGAGAUAAAAAAAGGACCAUAUCUGGAAACUGGACUUGUUCUAAGAAGAACAAGUCGACAAUCUUUAGAUCUUUCUAAAGAAAAGGUUUCCCGCAGAGAACCAGGCACAGCUUUCCAUUGACAUGCUGACCCGCUGAUGAACCGUGCUCUCUUUUCAAUUCCAAAUGAUGUGCUCUACUCCGGGGACCUGUUUCAUUCGUUCCCCUUGCUUCUUCUUUCUGCUGCUGGCUGCCUUCACUACGCUGUGAAGCAAGCAAUUAAGGAAAUCUUGAAUAUGGUGUGCAUCUGGAACACCUUGUCCAAAAAUACAAAGAGAAGCGAUGAAGGAACACAGCAAUGUGUUCACUCUUAAAUUGCUCCUUUGUGUCGUACAGUAAUGUAAAGUCUCACAUUUUAGUUCCUGACCUAUUGCCAUUUGACAGGCAAUUUAGGGAUAAUGCCUAGCAUAGAGUGAUCCAUGUAGUUGUUCCCCUUUUGAUUUCCUCCUAGUGUCUUUCUCUCUUGCCGAAAACACGUGAAUGGGCCACAUUUAACACCAGUUGAGGACUGGCCAGCCUGCCUCUAGCUGUGGACCGGCCAGCCUGCCUCUAGCUGUGGACCGGCCAGCCUGCCUCUAGCUGUGGACCGGCCAGCCUGCCUCUAGCUGUGGACCGGCCAGCCUGCCUCUAGCUGUGGACCGGCCAGCCUGCCUCUAGCUGUGGACCGGCCAGCCUGCCUCUAGCUGUGGACCGGCCAGCCUGCCUCUAGCUGUGGACCGGCCAGCCUGCCUCUAGCUGUGGACCGGCCAGCCUGCCUCUAGCUGUGGACUGGCCAGCCUGCCGUCUGAAUUGUCUGUCCUUUAUCGUAAUGUGUGCAUUUGUUCACUUCCUUUCAUUUAUUUAAAGGAAAUGACUGGUUUAAGAAAUAUGAUGGAAAAACUCUCUGUAUUCAGUGGACACCAAUCUAACCCAAUGCUUUUAAAUGAGCGGGGAGGAGUACACAAUUGCACCCUGUUUAAGGGAUAGGAGGGAUAAUUGUGUUUCAGGGUGGGUCUCUUGAGGUGAAGUUGUCUUAGAGUCUUUUGUCCUUUCCAUUAUAAUCAGUGCUGAUGGGAAGGUGUGUUAAUAGCAGGGUUGACUGUAAUGUUCUUCAGGAUUUUUUUUUUUUGACAACCAUGUCAGUGCAAUAAUUGUCUUUAUGGCAAGGGUUACUAAAAUGUGCCAAGAAUUUUUAGGUAUUGAGAAGAUCUAGUUUCAAGUUUUAUUGUCACAUGCACAAGUACAGUGAAAUGCUUGACUUGCACGCUCUACCAAACAGUGCAGUAAUCAAUAUCAAAAUAGUAUAACUCAUUUUUUUUGUGUGUGUAUAUAUAUAUAUGUGUGUGUGUAUAUACUGAACAAAAAAUAUAAACGCAAUGAUUUUACUGAGUUACAGUUCAUAAGGAAAUCAGUCAAUUGAAAUAAAUGUAUUAGGCCCUAAUCUAUGGAUUUCACAUAACUGCUUAGGGACACAGCCAUGUGUGAGCUUGGGAGGGCAUUGGCCCACCCACUUGGGAACCAGAUCCAGCCAAUCGGAAUGAGUUUCUUUUUCCCCACAAAAGUGCUUUAUUGCACACAGCAAUACUCCUCAGUCGAUCCCACACGUGAAGAAGCCGGAUGUGGAGUACCUGGGCUGACGUGGUAACACGUGGUCUGUGGUUGUGAGGCCGGUUGGACGUACUGCCAAAUUCUCUAAAAUGGAGGCGGCAUAUGGUACUGAAAUUAACAUUAAAUUCUCUGGCAACAGCUCUGGUGUAUAUCCCCGCAAUCAGCAUGCCAAUUGCAAGCUCCCUCAAUUUGAGACAUCUGUGGCAUUGUGUUUUGACAAAACUGCACAUUUUAGUGGCCUUUUGUCCCCAGAACAAGUUGCACUUGUGCAAUGAUAAUGCUGUUUAAUCAGCUUCUUGAUAUGCACACCUGUCAGGUGGAUGGAUUAUUUUAGUAAAUGAGAAAUGCUCACUAACCGGAAUGUAGACAAAUUUCUGCAUAAAAUUUGAGAUACACACUAAAAGUUUAGAAUGGAAAAUCUGGGAUCUUUUAUUUCAGCCCAUGAAACAUGGGACCAACACUUUACAUGUUACGUUUAUAUUUUUGUUUAGUGUAAUUAAGAAACCACAUGGCCAGGGGCUGAUGAGUCUGUUUGUCUGAGCCUUGAUACACCAGUAUCUUCUACUAAGUCACCGCCUGGCAUGUAUGUCCUGGAUGGCUGGGAGCUCACCCACAAUGAUGAGGUGGAACUGUCCGUACCACCCUCUGUGGGGCCUUCCGGUCGAGGGCGUUGUAAUUGCUAUAUCAGACAGUGAUACCACCAGUCAGGAUGUUCUCGGUGGUGUAGCUGUAAAAGUUCCUAAGGAUCUGAUGGGCCAUGCCAAAUCAUUUCAGCAUCCAGAGGGAGAAGAGGCACUGCCGUGCCGCCUUUACGACUAUGCUGUUGUAGGAGGACAAUGAUGAGUCUUCAGUGAUGUAGACACAGAAGAACUUGAAGCUCUUGACCCUCUUCACUGCAGCCCCGUUGGAGGGGCCCCUCUUUCCUCAAUUCCAGGAUCAGCUCAUUGGUCUUGUUGACAUUUAGGGAGAGGUUGUUGUGCUGACCUCUUCACUGUAGGGUUUCCCAAAUGCGGUCCUCGGGACCCCAAGGGGUCAGGUUUUUAGUUUUUUUGCCCUAGCACUGCAUAGCUGAUUAGUUGAUUAUUUUAAUAAUCAAGUUUUGAUCAUUUCAAUCAGCUGUGUAGUGUUAGGGAAAAAAACAGAAUGUACACCCCUUGGGGUCUCGAGGACCGAGUUUGGGAAUCGCUGCUGUAGGCUGUCUCAUAGUCAUUGGUGAUCAGGCAGACCACCGUCGUGUCGUUAGCAAACUUGAUGAUGGAGUUUGAGGCGAGCUAUGAGUACAGGAGGGGGCUAAGCACACACAGUUUGGGGGGCCCCUGUGUUGAGGGUCAGCUUGUUUACUGUGUUGUUGCCUACCCUCACCACCUGAUGUCGGUCUGUCAGGAAGUCCAGGAUCCAGUUGCAUAGGGAGGUGUUCAGUCCCAGGGUCCUGAGCUUGUUGAUGAGCUAUAAUAUGCUUACAUGUUACUUUUAGUGAUUGAUUAAGUUUUGAGCUUCUGAUCAUCAAUUAUUCAAAAGGCCUUUAAAAAUACAAUGUUUUUAUGGUUGUGGCGUUUUUAAGUGUUCCUCAAUGAUUUCCACUUGAAAUGAUAUCGUAGUUAGCCAGGACAGUGCAUUUAUUAAAAAGGGAAAUGUAUUUCUGGUACUUUACAACUGCACUUUCAGAUGAAAUAUUUGUGUACCUUACCUUUUUAGGUAUAUUAUUGCUGAUUUAUUUUGCUGACAUUUUUCUGCAGCAAACCUAUCUGAAAAAAUAUUAACCAGACAAGUCCCAAUACGUCUUGUACUGUCUGUUUGAGUAAAUCAUUUUCUUUUUUUUUCAUAGCCUUUGUAAUGGCAUUGCAUCAUAUGCCUUUUGUAUUCCAGCAAUCAUUAUUUUACAGUGACUUUUUAUUUUGCUCUCUAUCGUUGUAGAAGAUGAGGCAGCUUCUUCUCUGUGACAUUUUAAAAUGUUAUUUCAAUAACACACAUCACAAUUGCAUUGCUCACAUUUGUUCUAAUGCUUAACAGUUGGAAAUGUAGAUAUUUGUAACAUCAAUAACAGUGUAAUGUCUAGGUGUACUCAUUUAUGUCUGGUGUGUGAAAAGAUAAAGUUACUGAAUUUGACAUAUUUGGCAUUGGAGUGCUAAGGGCCUAUCAUAGAAAGACAACCAGUUGCAUUAAUAAUUUUUGGGGAAAAAUACCAACAGUCUUAGGCUGGUCCUGAGAGAUUUUUCAGCAACAUAUUAUGUGAAUUGUCUUAUUCGAUGUAGAUGCCACCAAACAUGCACACAAAUCAAUGACUAUUUAGCCUGUAAGAUUGAAUAUAAUGUAUGUUACAUUGUCGGAGAUGCAAGACCAGGCAUAGAUCUACACAUGUAUAGUAACUCCACCACUACUUUGACAUAUUUAGCUUUCAUACUUGUCAUAAUGACUGUAAACAAUAACCACAAAAAAAAAGAGUCUGAAACAUGUUAGCAUUGUUUUGUUGAAUGUCUAAAAGGGAAUUGUCAAGCAGUUUACUAAUAAAUACAAACAUAUUGAAGGAA
Messenger RNA from Oncorhynchus keta (chum salmon), 8970 nucleotides. RefSeq names its product ras-related protein Rab-22A. NCBI's taxonomy places the organism in Eukaryota, Metazoa, Chordata, Actinopteri, Salmoniformes, Salmonidae. Bases 268 to 855 code for a protein of 195 amino acids. The record is from RefSeq and is a predicted model, not a curated record. The transcript is spliced from 7 exons. Gene Ontology annotation, molecular function: GTP binding; GTPase activity.